Diatraea saccharalis (sugarcane borer) is the source of this 3934-nucleotide messenger RNA. The record is from the annotation of a GenBank genome assembly. NCBI's taxonomy places the organism in Eukaryota, Metazoa, Arthropoda, Insecta, Lepidoptera, Crambidae.
AUAUUCAAAUAGACAGUGAAGUUCGUAUGAAUGCGUCCAUUGAACCAAAGCUCUUGAAGUUCGUCUGAAUCUGGACAGAACGGCGCAUGCGCAUUCGUCACUUCUCGGCACUUAGAAUUUUUGCGUUGCGCCUCGCUUUUCUCGUUCGCUUACUCGUGGAGCCUCAUGUAAUCUCGCUCGCAUAACGUUAGUGAUACGUAGGCAAAAUGAGUGUCGAAAAUCCAGUCAAUGAUAAUGAUUGUGAAUCUGGAAAAGUAAACGGCAACAAAAGUGAACACGUGAACGGUAUUCACAACGGAUACAGCAGCUCGGAAAAGCAUAAGUCCAGUCAAAAGUCUUCGAGCAAGGACAAGCACCGCGAUAAAGACCGUGACCACAAGAGCUCUUCCAAACAUAGCAGCAGUUCAAGCAGAGAUAAAGAAAAGGAUAAACAUUCAAGCAGCAAGAAUCAUAGUAGCUCUCAUAAGUCAUCCAGCAAAGACAAGGAACGCAGUGAUAAAGACAGAGAGCGAAGUGAUAAAACCAAGGAUCGCAGCGACAGAGAGCACAGUAGCAAAGACAAGGACAAACAUCGCAGUGACAAGGAAAAACACAAGGAAAGGGAAAGAAGUGAAAAAGACAAGGACAGACAUAAGAACAGUAACAGUGAUGAAAAAAAGUCCUCAUCUAGAGAAAAAGAUCACAAGAGCUCAUCAUCAAAAGAACACAAAUCUAAAGACAAAGAUCGUGACCAUGACAAAGAUCGAUCAAGGAGUGACAAGUCUCGCAGUGACAAAGAUAAACACUCCAGCUCAAAAGACAAACACAGCUCUAGUAAGUCAAGGGAUAAAAUUAAAGAGGAAAAGUCUGAAAAGAUCAAGACAGAAUAUAGUUCCCAGGAGUAUCCUGUCAAAGAAGAACCAAUGCAGGUAGACGAGUUGAUCAUAAAAUCUGAUAUCAAAGAAGAAAGUGAUGAUGGUUAUCCAGCUGCCAAUACAACUGUAUCAUCUUGUGAUUACUCUCUGUCACAAUUCAAAGAUGAACCGCUUGCAGAAUUACCAGAUGAUGAAGAAAGUGCUGAAGAAGAGAAACCAUUGUCGGAGCGUAAAGCUGUUAAGAGACGUAUGCCUAGUGAAAGCAAAGAGGACAUUCCGUUACUUCAGCGCAAGAAAUCAAAGAAGAAAGUGAAGAAAGAACCUGAUUAUUAUGAUGAAGAGGAAGAAGACGAAAAGCCUAAAAAGAAAAAAAAAGUAGAAAAGCCAAAGGCAAGUAAAACUAAAAUUGAAACAAAUGAUAAUGCAAGUCCAACCAAACGAAAGAAAAAACAAGAGGAUGAGCAAGAAGUUUGGAAAUGGUGGGAAGAAGAAAAGAAAGAUGAUGGCACAAAAUGGAAAUUCCUUGAACACAAAGGCCCUCUAUUUGCGCCGCCAUACGAGCCAUUGCCGGCUAAUGUCAAAUUCCGUUAUGAUGGUAAAGAGAUGAGACUUUCACAAGAUGCAGAAGAAGUUGCAGGAUUUUAUGCUCGUAUGCUUGAUCACGAUUAUACAACUAAACCGGCAUUCAAUACUAACUUCUUCAAUGAUUGGCGUAAAGUGAUGAGUCAUGAAGAAACUAAAAUAAUUAAGGAUCUCUCAAAAUGUGACUUUAAGGAAAUGCAUGCAUUUUUCCAAAGUCAAUCAGAAAAAAAUCGAAACAGGUCAAAAGAAGAGAAAGCUGAACUUAAGGCUAAAAAUGAAGAGAUUCAAAAAGAAUAUGGAUUCUGUGUAAUAGAUGGCCAUAAAGAGAAAAUUGGCAACUUUAGAAUAGAACCUCCAGGCUUAUUUAGAGGUAGAGGUGAACAUCCAAAAAUGGGUAUGCUAAAAAGGCGAGUAAUGCCAGAAGAUGUACUAAUCAACUGCUCAAAAGACAGUAAAGUACCCAAACCACCUGCAGGACAUAAAUGGAAGGAAGUCCGUCAUGAUAAUACAGUCACAUGGUUGGCGUCUUGGACAGAAAAUGUGCAAGGACAAGCCAAGUACGUGAUGUUAAACCCUAGUUCUAAACUUAAAGGUGAAAAAGAUUGGCAAAAAUAUGAAACAGCUCGGAAACUACAUAAGUGUAUAGACACUAUUAGAGAUAAUUACCGCGAAGAUUGGAAAGCCAAGGAAAUGAGAGUUCGACAAAGAGCUGUCGCUUUAUACUUCAUUGAUCGUCUUGCAUUGAGAGCAGGUAAUGAAAAAGAUGAUGACCAAGCUGACACUGUUGGUUGUUGUUCUUUACGUGUUGAACAUAUAGAACUACAUAAAGAGAAAGAUGGUAAAGAAUAUGUAGUUGUUUUUGAUUUCCUCGGUAAAGAUUCAAUCAGAUAUUAUAAUGAAGUACCAGUAGAGAAGAGAGUGUUCAAAAACCUCGAGCUCUUCAUGGAAAACAAGAAAGACAGUGAUGAUUUAUUUGACAGACUAAAUACACAAACAUUGAAUGAACAUUUGAAAGAUCUUAUGCCAGGUUUAACUGCAAAAGUUUUCCGUACUUACAAUGCCUCUAUUACAUUACAAAGACAAUUAGAUGAGCUCACAGAUGGUAAUGCCUCAGUACCAGAAAAAAUACUGGCUUAUAAUAGGGCUAACCGUGCUGUAGCCAUACUAUGUAACCAUCAGAGAGCAGUUCCUAAAGGGCAUUCUAAGUCGAUGGAAGCUUUGAAAGAAAAAAUUCAAGCAAAACGUGAUCAAGUGGAUGAAGCUGAGGAAGAUUUGCGGGAGGCUACAAAGGCCGCGAAACGUGGCUCAGUUAAAGAAAAGAUGAAUUGCGACAAGAAAAAGAAAGCUUUAGAACGUUUGAGAGAGCAACUUAAGAAACUUGAAUUGCAAGAAACUGACCGUGAUGAAAAUAAAACUAUUGCUCUGGGCACCUCCAAGCUGAAUUAUCUAGAUCCUCGUAUAUCAGUUGCUUGGUGUAAAAAGCAUGGGGUCCCUAUUGAAAAGAUUUACAACAAAACUCAACGUGACAAGUUUCGCUGGGCGAUCGACAUGGCCGGCCCUGAUUAUAUAUUUUAAUAUAAUCAAUUUUAGCAACAGCUAUAUUAUAUAUACAUACAAAAUUUUGAUUUUUACAACGUUCCAUUUAUAUAAACUUUAUGUCAAUAUUAAUUAUAUACACAAUAACAUACCUAGUUAUUUUAUGAACUUUGACCUGUGAACAUUUAAGUGUAAUACACCACCACUAAGGUAUUAUUUUAAAACUGGACUUUAUCCACUCUUUGUUCCUGUCACAUUAGGAUCGAAAUUAGAAGUCUGAUUCUAAUUUAUUUUUAUUUAGAGUGCUUAGUUAAAUUUUCGCUUGUAGCCGUAGGUUAAGUUUUUAAGAUAUAUGUAAUUAAGGCUCCCUUGUACAGAAUCUAUCAAGCUAUUUUGUUCUUUUGUUUUUCUAUUUCUGACACAUCUAUGCCUACAAUACAAGGAAGACCCAGCAAUAACUUUUAGAAAGACAAAAAGUAAAAAGUAAUUUUUUGUUAUGCAUAAUAAGCUAAUUCUGACAAAAGCGCAUUAGUUAUAUAAACGAAAUAUCGAAGUCAGUGAUAUUUUUCUCAGACUCACAUUUUGGUCUCGUUCGCGCGGUAUCUGUAUCUACUUAUUUUAGAUCACAUAAUUAGGAAUUAAUUUGAUAAGUCAUAUUUCUAGAUAUUAAUAAAAAAAAAUCUGAAGAAAUCAAGUGUGUAGUUUGUAGUUGAAAAUGAUGUAAAUUAUUAUGGAGUGUCUGUGCACAAUGUGCAGUAGUAAAUGUUGUAAAAUAAGAUAUGUUAUUUUAUUUUUAUAAGGUUAGGAUCGAAAAUUCGGCUAAUGCCGUCAAUGUUACAAAAGGUACAAUAUUAAGUAAAUUUGUAAUAUUACAGUUCGUGUCUUGUAAAUAUAAAUUUUUACCAUGUCAUUCAAUUGUGAAAUGAGAUUAUCUCAAAAUAAAUAAAACAUUGACACUAGAA